GUCAUAUGACGUCCUCCCAUUCUAACUGCGCAUGCGCGGCUCCAAGUGGACAUGUACACAGAUCAUCAGAGCACUGAUGAUCAGUGUGCCCUGAUGAUAUGUGUAGCCCCAGCAGUGCCACCUGUCAGUGUUCAUCAGUGCCAGCUGUCAGUGCUAAUCCAUGCCACCUGCCAGUGCCCAUCAAUGCCACAUAUCAGUGCCCAUCAUUGCCACAUCAAUGCCACAUAUCAGUGCCCAUCUGAGCUGCCUUUCAGUGUCACCUAUCAAUGCCAGCCAGUGCCACCUACAGUAUCAGUGCUGCCAAUCAGUGCCACCUAUCAGUGUAAGUCAGUGUAGCCUAUCAGUGUGCAUCAGUGCUGCCUAUCAGUGCCCAUCAGUG
Messenger RNA from Staurois parvus, 379 nucleotides. The record is from the annotation of a GenBank genome assembly. NCBI's taxonomy places the organism in Eukaryota, Metazoa, Chordata, Amphibia, Anura, Ranidae.